Molecule: messenger RNA, 764 nt
Organism: Symbiodinium pilosum
Lineage: Eukaryota; Dinophyceae; Suessiales; Symbiodiniaceae
Source: the annotation of a GenBank genome assembly
GCAGCAUUUGCAUGGAGUCUGGCUGCGACGUUGUGACGCGCUGUGGCCAUGUUUUCCAUCGUGACUGCAUCGAAGCCGUACUCAAAACGCUCGGCCGCGGUAGUGCGGGGCAGUGCCCACUCUGCCGGGGUCCAAUCAAGAAGGCUGAGCUCUUGGAAAAGCCUGCAGAGUUGGAGGUGGUGGAGGGCGACGAUGACGGCAGCAUCCCUGCUGGCGCAAGCGCCAAGAUUAAGGCGGUUCUGGCAUUCCUGGAAAACAACGUGGUGAAGAAGAACGACGAACACUUGCAGAAGCCGCACAAGGCGGUCGUGUUCUCGCAGUUCACCAGCGUGCUCAAUCUUGUUCAGACGGAGCUGAGUCGCCGAAAUUUGCCCUUUGUUCGGUUGGACGGCUCCAUGAAGCACGAGCAGCGAGUACAGGCACAGCAGAGCUUCGCUGGGCAUGGGCACAUUCAGGUCAUGCUUUGCAGUCUCAAAGCCGCGGGCACAGGCCUGAACCUUACUGCGGCGGACUUUGUGCUGUUGAUUGAUCCGUGGUGGAAUCCUGCCGUGGAGGAUCAGGCCAUUGAUCGCCUCCACCGUCUCGGCCAGCGCCGUCCCGUGCGGGCGCUGCGCUUCGUGGCCGAGCGCACCGUCGAGGAGCGCAUCCUCGACGUGCAGAAACAGAAGCGGGCCAUCGUGGAAGGUGCCCUCUCCAAGAAAUCGCGCGACGAGAUACAGAAGAUUCGCCUGGAGAUGAUGGCCUCCAUCUUUGAGCCAAUGUAG